AUGACAUCGCCGUUCCCCAAGUCAACUUCUCGCCCCGGUGAUGGCCGCAUCAUCGUGAGACUCCUCCCAGCCGGGGGCAGCGGGCUUGAGACCAUCAGCUACCAAUACCCUCUGAAAUUGAUCUCGCCCUCUCCCACAGUGGCCCAGAAAAGCGCCUUGGUCUUUCUCCUAUCCUACGGAGGUGGCCUGGUUGGCGGCGACGGCGUCAAUCUCACUAUCCGUGUCCAUCGCGGAUCAAGUCUCAGCCUAGUCACCCAGGGCCACACCAAGGUAUUCAAGUCCUCCUCGCCAGACAUUGUCACGAGCCAGAGGCUUCAAGUGCAAAUCGAUGAAGAUGCUGCAGUCUGUCUCUUGCCGGACCCUGUCCAGCCAUUUGAGGACAGCGUGUACGAGCAGACUCAAGUCUUCAACUUGGGCAAUCGGGCAUCACUCUGCCUCUUAGACUGGGUGACCCAAGGAAGGGUAGCACGCGGAGAGAAUUGGAGCUUCACGAGUUGGAAAGGGCGCAAUGAAGUUUGGACACAAGGGUCCGACCCGUUACAAAAGGAGAGGUUGCUCAUCAGGGACAACGUCAUCCUAAGCCAAGAUGGAAGCAAGCAGGUUGGUUUGCCGCUCAAGGACACAAUGCAUAAAACGAGUGUAUUGGGCACACUUAUUCUUCGAGGACCAGUCAUGGCACCCAUUGGAGACUUCUUCAUGAGAGAAUUCGGUGCUCUUCCACGGAUAGGAUCUCGCGACUUUCGCUCAAAGGAGGAUAAAGAGAGGGACUCGAAGGAAAAGCCAGAGUUUGAGCAGUGGCGGUUACGGAGAAUCGACAUGGAAAAGCAGCAGGGCGUCCUCUGGUCUGCGGCUCAGGUUCGAGGGUGUGUCAUUGUCAAGUUUGGGGCUGCUACUGUUGAGGCUGGACGGUCAUGGAUCGGGACAAUGUUGGUAAGAGAAGGGAGCAUAGCCGCGUAUUUUGGGCAUUCGGCUCUCAUGUGCGUUGAACCUUGA
This is a messenger RNA of Trichoderma virens Gv29-8, 993 nucleotides long. RefSeq lists its product as uncharacterized. Gene Ontology annotation, molecular function: nickel cation binding. The coding region runs from base 1 to 993 and encodes 330 amino acids. Lineage: Eukaryota; Fungi; Ascomycota; Sordariomycetes; Hypocreales; Hypocreaceae. The record is from RefSeq and is a predicted model, not a curated record. The transcript has a single exon.